Didymosphaeria variabile is the source of this 1053-nucleotide messenger RNA. RefSeq lists its product as uncharacterized. Bases 1 to 1053 code for a protein of 350 amino acids. The record is from RefSeq and is a predicted model, not a curated record. The transcript is spliced from 2 exons. NCBI's taxonomy places the organism in Eukaryota, Fungi, Ascomycota, Dothideomycetes, Pleosporales, Didymosphaeriaceae.
AUGUAUGCGUAUCCAAUAUCGCCCAACGCAAACGCGGCGUCCCAGAGUUUAGACACGCUUUUGCACUUCGACGCUCAUCUACUCGUCCCUCUUCGGGACACUGCACCCCUCCCCAAAGCGCCCCAGAUCAAAACCCAAACACAACUCCAAGCCCCCAAGGGUCUCAAACGCAAACCCCGCCCCAGCGCCAAAGCCAAAGCCAGCGCCAAAGCAAGCGCCAAAGCAAGCCCCCACCCUCCGCACCGUCGCCUCCUCGAAGCCUCCACCAUCGCCCCAUACGGCCGCGGCACAGUAGACCUGCGCAUCCGCGCGCAGUGGGCUGCGCGCGUGCAGGCGGAGAAGGAGGAGAGGGCUAUAGCUGUGCUUACAUCCGGGAUAGAAAAAUUGGGGACGGAGCCUUUGCUGCAAGAAAAGAUGGAGGGGAGAGGGGUGAGAAAGGGAAAGAGGGACGGACUGGGGUGGGAAGGGAAGGGGAAAGAAAGGGAGACGGUGGAUGAGAAGGUUGGUGGAAUGGGGAUGGAAAUGGGCAUGGGGAUAGUUAUGCACAGGGAGAUUUACCGUGUGGGUGUUCCUAUAGCUAUGCCUUUACCUUUGCCUUUGCCUGUCACCACUAUCUCAGCGGAGGCUUCUUCUUCUCAAUCUUCUUCCUCACUUCAACGAUACCGCGAGGACGUACGCCGCAUGGAGCGCAGACAUCCUACGGCCCUCACACCCGGAUAUAGCACCAUCCCCGAAGAACAAGAGCGCUUAGGAGAGGAGUCUAUCGCUACUGAGGACAGCGACGACGGGUCCGAAAUACGGCGGCGGUGGCCAUCUGCAGAGCAGACGAUCCAGCGACGCAGUCUACGACGCGAAGAGAGGCGCAAUUGGUUUCAGACACCUCCCCGGGGUCGGGGGUGUACUUCUACGCUCGCGGUGGUUGGCAAGAAGAGCGACCAGGAAAGCGACAGCGUGCUGAGCGAUGAGGAGAAGCGCAUAAGGGUUGAAGCUAAGAACGUGAUUUUUGGUUGCAAGGGUGAGGAUAGGUUAGUCCGGGUGAGAAAAGUGGGUUGA